UCAAAGUUUAGUGCGAACUUUGAAAUGCACUCAAAAUUACCCAGUUCGAUUUGUUUUUCAGAUUGUCGAAAUUUCAAAAAUGGCAUCUGUAACUGUGUCCAAUUUGCAUGUGAAAUGUAGAAAUUCUCCAUACCCUCGCACUUCCGACAUACAAAGGUAUCCUGUUCCGGAUGAUAAAGUCAGUUGGAAUAUAUCUUGGGCUGAAUAUCAUCCGGUAGCAUACACAGCACCAGGAAUAUCUAAAAAGCCAUGGGCUGAUCCGGAUAAUCAUGAUCAAAAAUAUAAAGCUAUUCAGUUUAAUAAAAUUGAUGGGAUACUUGAUAGAACAAGUUUUAUGGGUCAAUACAAAUUCAGUACUGAUGGAUUACCAUUGAAUCCUUGUGGACGUACAGGAAUUACUGGACGUGGUGUUCUUGGUCGUUGGGGUCCUAAUCAUGCUGCUGAUCCUAUUGUAACACGGUGGAAGAUUGACAAUUCAGGUAGUCGAUGUUUAAAUAAAACUACUGGACGUCCAAUUCUUCAAUUUGUUUCUAUUCGUCGAAAAGAUUCUGGUCAAUGGGCCAUCCCUGGAGGUAUGGUAGAUGCUGGUGAAAAUUAUACUUCUACGUUAAAAAGAGAAUUUUCUGAAGAAGCAUUAAAUUCUACAACAGCUUCACCAAAAGAAUUAGAAGCAAUUGUAAAACGUGUUGAUGAUGCUUUUCAUCAUGGAGUUGAAAUAUAUAAAGGUUAUGUAGAUGAUCCACGUAAUACAGAUAAUGCAUGGAUGGAAACUGUAGCUGUAAAUUUUCACGAUGAAUCUGGCAAUUGUUUAGCGUUAUUUCCAUUAACUGCAGGUGAUGAUGCAGAUGCUGUACGUUGGACAGAUAUUAGUUCUGAUUUACAACUUUAUGCAAGUCAUCGUGAUUUUAUUAAAUUAGUUGCUGAAUUAAGAAAUGCACAAUGGUAACAUGAAACCAUGACGACAACAACAACAACAAGAAGAAGAAAAAGACAGAUAGAUGAUGAUUCCCUGAGACAUUGAUUUCUUUUUUUUUAUUUAUACUUUGCAUAUUCAGUAUAAUUUACAUCGAAUGAACAAUAAUAGUAUAUAUAUAUAUAUAUAUACGUUAUUUUUUCUUGAAAGAAAACUUAUUCUUUAUUCCAAAUGGAUAUUUUAUACACAAAUACAAACUCCCUCCACACACUUAAUUUAAAAAAAAUUUUUGUUGUUGUUGUUGUUGAUAGAAUACAAUUUGUUUUUACUUUGGGUAUCAAAAAACAAAAAAAAAUUUGUAAACAAUGCAUAAAUCUUGGAAUAGUUGAGUAGUAUUAAGGGUGGAGUGGGAAGGGAACGGAAGGUGAUAGGGAGAGGAGGGGAGGGGAAGAAAACAUUUUAUAUAAAAACACAUUGAUAAAUAGAAGUAAAA
This is a messenger RNA of Schistosoma spindalis, 1406 nucleotides long. The record is from the annotation of a GenBank genome assembly. Lineage: Eukaryota; Metazoa; Platyhelminthes; Trematoda; Strigeidida; Schistosomatidae.